AUCAUGGCCAGAACCAAGCAGACCGCUCGUAAAUCCACCGGUGGCAAAGCCCCGAGGAAGCAGCUCGCCACCAAAGCCGCUCGUAAGAGUGCACCAGCCACCGGUGGCGUGAAGAAACCUCAUCGUUACAGGCCCGGCACCGUGGCUCUGAGAGAGAUCCGUCGUUACCAGAAGUCCACCGAGCUGCUUAUUCGCAAGCUGCCUUUCCAGCGCCUGGUGAGGGAAAUCGCCCAGGACUUCAAGACUGACCUGCGUUUCCAGAGCUCCGCUGUGAUGGCUCUGCAGGAGGCCAGCGAGGCUUACCUGGUCGGUCUGUUCGAGGACACCAACUUGUGCGCCAUUCACGCCAAGAGGGUCACCAUCAUGCCCAAGGACAUCCAGCUGGCCCGCCGCAUCCGCGGAGAGCGCGCCUAAACGUUGCCCGCGAUCAUUUGACCUCAAAACCCACAAAGGCUCUUUUAAGAGCCACCUCACUGUUUAAACCAAAAGACG
Molecule: messenger RNA, 492 nt
Organism: Osmerus eperlanus (European smelt)
Lineage: Eukaryota; Metazoa; Chordata; Actinopteri; Osmeriformes; Osmeridae
Product: histone H3
Exons: 1
Coding region: 4-414 (136 amino acids)
Cellular component (GO): nucleosome
Molecular function (GO): protein heterodimerization activity; structural constituent of chromatin; DNA binding
Source: RefSeq, a predicted model, not a curated record